This is a messenger RNA of Ostrinia nubilalis (European corn borer), 1744 nucleotides long. RefSeq names its product DNA-binding protein Ets97D-like (gene Ets97D). NCBI's taxonomy places the organism in Eukaryota, Metazoa, Arthropoda, Insecta, Lepidoptera, Crambidae. Gene Ontology annotation, molecular function: DNA-binding transcription factor activity, RNA polymerase II-specific; sequence-specific DNA binding. Bases 167 to 1744 code for a protein of 525 amino acids. The transcript is spliced from 13 exons. Gene Ontology annotation, biological process: cell differentiation; regulation of transcription by RNA polymerase II. Gene Ontology annotation, cellular component: nucleus. The record is from RefSeq and is a predicted model, not a curated record.
UGGCUUCCGUUUUGGCGCACGCGGAAGUGGAAUUGCUUGUUUCCUUUUCCUAUAUUUUUCAAAUUAUUCAUCAUCAAGGGAAAAAGUUUUAUAGGGGGUGAAUUGUUGUAUAUUUGUUCGACGCAACACGUAUAAAGUUGUGUUUGGUGUUGUUGGCUUUACGAAGAUGGAAGUGACGGAUUUUAGUGAUAUAUUGAGUGUCAGAACGAUAAAAAUGGAAAAUAGUUUUGAUGAAGCAACAGGGGUGGAAUCUUCUGAUCCGCUGAUGGUUCCUCAUUUUGUCACGGAAAGUGAUUUAGGUUUAAUGCAGUCCGGGGCUGAAAUGCUACAGACACCGUUGGCAGUGUUCGACACAGCUGACGAUGAUGAUACCAUGCAGAGUAACGAGUCUAGUGAAGAGGUGAUAAUCCAACUGAUGGACAUCCGCACACGUCUGUCAAAGCUGAGAGCGAUGUUAGAAGCCAGGCUGGGCGCUGACUUGGCCGACUAUACGUUCUGGCUGCAGGACGCUAAGAUGCUGGAAAACCACAAGACCUUAGUCGAGCAGUGCAUUCGAGGCGAAGGAGUUGUACAGGUCAACAUUCAGAUCAGCGCUGCGGAGAGAAAGAUCAAUAUCCUGGACGUCCUCAAGCCUGACGAGGAGAUGACGCGCCCGACGCCCGACUACCCAGAAGACGAAGAAGACGACGAAGAAUGUCUUCCUCAGACGGAAGACGAAGGUGCCGUGGAUAUGGAGGCGGUCAGCGGUCAAACUGAGUCCACGGUCAAGUGGGUGGUCGACGCGCAGUUCAAGCACGAUCACAGGGUCAAGAUACCCGACGACCCGCGGCUGUGGUCAGUGCAACACGUGAAGCUGUGGAUCCAGUGGGCCGUCCGGCAGUUCAACCUGGCCGGCGUCCGGCUGUCCGACUGGGCGCUGUCCGGCUCGCGACUAUGCAGCCUCAGCAACAAGGAGUUUAAAGAAAAAGUGCCAUCUGAUCCUGGAGACAUAUUUUGGACGCACUUCGAAUUGCUAAGGAAAUGUAAAUUUAUUGCUGUCGUCCAAAGUGAAGAAAGCCCGGCGAACAAAGACCCUUUAGAAAUAGAUAAUAUGCAGCAGUCAGCCAUAAAGAAAAAACCAAAGCUAACAGCAACCCGCUCCGUGCCUCCAGCGGAAGACUUACCAGCGCGAGCCGGCAACAACGGCCAAGUGCAACUGUGGCAGUUCCUAUUAGAACUGCUCACCAGCGCUGAGCAUUAUGACGUCAUACGCUGGCACGAAGACUUACCAGCGCGAGCCGGCAACAACGGCCAAGUGCAGCUGUGGCAGUUCCUAUUAGAACUGCUCACCAGCGCUGAGCAUUACGACGUCAUACGCUGGCACGACUUACCAGCGCGAGCCGGCAACAACGGCCAAGUGCAGCUGUGGCAGUUCCUAUUAGAACUGCUCACCAGCGCUGAGCAUUACGACGUCAUACGCUGGCACGGUACGGAAGGCGAGUUCAAGCUGUUAGAGCCUGAACGAGUGGCUCGCCUAUGGGGCGCUCGCAAGCACAAACCAGCCAUGAACUACGAGAAGCUAUCGCGCGCCUUGCGAUACUACUACGACGGGGAUAUGAUAGCCAAGGUGCCGGGGAAACGGUUCGUGUACAAAUUCGUGUGCGACUUGCGUCAGCUGGUCGGCUACGGCGCGGGCGAGCUCGCGGCGCUCGUGCGAGACCUGGCGCAGCGCGAGAUGCUGCUCUCGUGUGGUGUGGACGGCUAG